Fibroporia radiculosa is the source of this 2148-nucleotide messenger RNA. RefSeq lists its product as uncharacterized. The transcript has 2 exons. Bases 1 to 2148 code for a protein of 715 amino acids. The record is from RefSeq and is a predicted model, not a curated record. NCBI's taxonomy places the organism in Eukaryota, Fungi, Basidiomycota, Agaricomycetes, Polyporales, Fibroporiaceae.
AUGCCAAAGACACCUGUAGACGCAUACGAUGGACUGGUCGGAGGUAGACUGGGACGAAACUUCGCUGUUCUCAAGAUGCCGAAUACCGACAAUGAUUUCACACGCAGCUACUCACACAGCUCUAUUGUCACUGUCCCUAAAAGAGACCAACGAUCAUCGGCCGUCCCGUCAUGGCUCUGUGAUACGCUCUCGACACUUGACCCGCGGCAUCCUUUGCGUGUCCUUUUGCCUCCAGCUCCCGAAAAUGCAACACCAAACCAAGAGGCUCUCGGACUGCAAUCCGUACUAAAGUCGACAACUGUAGUGUCAUUACCGUCGUCAGACGCUAUUGUGGCUGAGGAGCCUGUAUUUGCGUUUUAUCCGCAACAAGAACCAUCAGAAGCAUCCCCCCAGGCGAAAGACACGUCGCUUGUAUGCGCGUCUUCUAUGUCGCACAAACGUACAGGGCCAUGUAUUGAUACAGGAUUGCAAGACCCAGGUUGUCUACCACGACCGGCCUUUAUGGGCUCGGACGACACUGGAGCUGGAAAUACGGCCCCGACGAUAUCGAGGAUUGAAUUAAAUGAUACCUCCCUAGUCUUAUCGUCAGAUCUCUCUGAGAUGCCUCACUCUGGAUUUUUGCCAUUCUCAACGCCAGGCCCGGCUUCUUCACUAUGUGCUGCUCCACCCCUGAGAGCUGUCAGCUGUGGUCUUUCCUCUUCACAAGUAUCCUCCUUUGCUGUGGACUAUAUGCCCCAUUCUUCCCAGAAUGGUACCGAAGGAGAGUUUAUUCCGUUCUUGACCGCUGGUUCCACGAUGCCGAAUGUUGUGCGAUUAACUAAUGCAACUACAAUGCAUUCUCCUGCUGUGGCCAAUCUUGGUGCUCCAUAUACCACAAAUGUAUCACAAGUUCCCUCUCAUGGUACUAAUGCAAAUACAUUUCAUAUCGCACCCGGAUUGUCAAUUUCUCCAAGAUCAGAGCCUCUUCCAAGUGUUGCUCAUGACUCGCGGUCUCCAUGCGUAUUAUUUGAUGAGCUCUUCGCUUCAUCAUCGCCGAUCGGUUUGAAUACUACCAAGAAAUGUGACGACCUUACGACGGCAUAUCAUCAGUGUCACUCGCUUUCUGCUGUGCUUUUCGCAGAUCAAUUGCCUCUGCCCUUCUCUGUGCCAGGACCUCUCUACAAGGGGCACUCGCGACGAGGAAACACCAGAGUAUACUUUGAUUCUCCAGUCGAAGACCCCUGCAUAUUCGAUCCCGCCGAGGAGGAUGAUAACGUGCUUCAUUUGAACUAUGAUCAUACUGUAGACCUAUAUGAUCCGAAAGAACUUGACUUCACAUGGGAGCCAUUUGACUGCGGCGGGACUAACGGCAUGACGAUGACAAGGUCUCGAGCUGACGUUGGAUUCGACAUAGCUAUUCCGCGUACUCCAAUUAUCAAGGACGAUGCACCCAACUCGUCCUCUAUUCUCCCACUCUCUCCCGCCAACGACGCCGACGAAGUGGACAAGAAUAAUGUUACUUGGAUACUACCUGACCGUGUCCCUACGCAUCUGGCGGGGGAAUAUGACUUACUUUCGCGAGCAUCUGGAUAUUCGUCUGGGCAGUCGUCUGAUGAGGAACGGACGCCAUUAUCAUCGCAAGGGAAAUCGUUCGCUCCUGGUCCUGGAAUUUAUUUGUCUCCCCUGAAGGGGGAUUCCUCCUCGCAAGAGGACACAGAUCGUCAUGAUGUAGCAGAGUCUUGCAUACGCAGCUGCAAGAAUGGUACCGCUGUCAUUCUUGAGGAAACCUGGGAGGUCGCUCAAGUGAGGAUUGAACAAGGUCCGAUGGAAUUGCCAGUUAUGGCCGCACAAACAGAAGGCAAUAAUGAAGGCUUCUCUGGCUCUCCUCCGUCUGAACAAUCAAUUUCAAGUUGGAUGCCUAUCCGUAUGCAUUCUCGAACUGAAGGUGCGCCGAGCACGCCGCAGCGCAUCGCUAAUUUCUGCGAGGGUCAGGGUGUUGAACCGCCCAAUGGUCAUAAAGAAAGUUUCUCUAUGUCUAUGUCGACGAGUGAAGACAUCGUAGAUGACGCACCGGACGAGAUCCAAGACGUUUCCUUACCUCAGACUCAAGAGUCUCAUGACAGUAUAGAGUCAUGGACGGAAGCAGAGGUAAAGAGGGAGGACCCAUGA